AUGGAAACGGUGACUUAUCAAUACACAGACGAACGAUUGCCAUAUCAGCCCUCUGUUGUCACGGUGAGUGGUUUAGGUGCAUUCAAGCUGUUCUACGCCAGUGCCCCGCUCUCCCCCAUGGAACGACAUGUGGAUUCCGCACACGUCGACGAUGCAGUAUCAGCCAUACCACUUGGUCUAACACGUGUUCUCACCCCGUCUGGACUUCGGCGUGAUUUUUCGCGGCUUGUUGGUUUACGCACACAUCAGCUACGCUACACACCAUGGCCCGGUAGCCCAGCCCCAUGGAUCUAUGAGUGGGGUCGAGAUUUCAACCAUACGUCCACCUCACGCAGAUCCAUCGACACCAAUGCUCCCCAUUCGGGCCUGGAACUGUUACGGUUUAUCUGGCCCAGUGGUUAUCGUCGAAUUACUGCUUCGCCCGAACAGAAUCAGCUGAUCUAUGAUAAAACCCUGAUCCAGUGGCAUCUUUUGGGAAUGGAAGAACGUGGGUCUCAAUUGAAUCAAAUUGACUCAGCUCCGUUUGUCCAAAUGUCUGAUGUUAGUUCUGGUUAUCGGUGGAACAUGUGGCGAACCUAUCGCGGUACACUGCUAAUCUCAGCCAGAAUCGAGCAGCACAUACCCGGUGCACGAAAUGCUCAUCCGAAUUUGGGUGGAUUGCUACAUGCCCGACACGUGUACACAUACAAUCAAAAUUUGAAUUUGGUUGGCAUCCAUACCCAACUGUACACUCAGUCUAGGCAAACGGAUACCGAAGUCUUUGGUUCGAACAUGGACAGAGUAAUCCUGGACGAGCAGACCGUGGCCAAAUAUGAUUUCAUCACUGGACAAUUGCUCAGUAUACGGGAUCUGGAUAUUGUGCAUCGAGCGUCGUCUAUUUGUAUCACUUACGCCCCGAGGAGCCUGCAGUUGUGCCGGCAAUUGGACAACCAGGGUAGACUGAAGCAGGUCGUACUCUACCCGCUCUCCUCGCGACGUGAUCCGCUCUACAACCUAUCGGUCAUUUAUCGGGCCAAUUCGUUGGAAGCCGCCCAGCAGCGCGAAGAACAGCGUGGUCAAGUACCUCGUUGGAUCAAUUUCGUGCAUGGACCAGGUGGACGUCUUGAAGCCUUGGAUCGAGAGAAAGCCGGAUCCAGUCUCCGUUCGCACAGUGUACUCGUGCAUAAUAGUGAAGGUCGCCUAGCUCGGUUGCGUAUCGCUGUCUCCGAUCCACAACUACAUCAUGGCAGUCCAAUUGGACCGCCGUCAGGUGUGGAUGCAGGACCGACAAGUCGAUCGGAGGAAUUGCAAUUUGUGUACGAUGCCAGAGGCUUACUGAAACGUCGAGGCAAUUGGCAAUACACUUUUGAUGACGAUGGAUUUUUGACUGAGCGACGACUGCAAAACAACCGUAUUGUGGAUCGGUUUGCCUACAAUAGCAAAGGUUUGUUGAUUUGGGCGGAACGUAAACUGGCCACGGACUCGGACAAUUUGUCCGGUUCGACUGCCGCAAACGGGGCGGCGACCAUGUCCGGUUCCAAUUCCGGUCCUAUGAGUUCCGACAUGUUUCAUAAUUUGGAUCGAUCUCCUCUGGAAGAUGAUAUUGGAUCCAGACGUGCAUUUCGAGUCCAAUAUGUCUACGACGCACAAGAUCGCUUGGUUGUUGUCCGAGACACACUAAUUGUGCGUGAUCUAAUGCAAUAUUUCUAUGCAGAUCCCACACAUCUACAUCGGAUCACACAUGUGUUCAACCACGGUCGCCUGGUCACAUUCCGGUUGCAUUAUGACCCCGUACAAGGACACUUGUUCGCCGUGGAAGAAUUUGCUCGACUUCCAGAUUCAACCAGUGAGGCACGCUCCGGGACCACAUCGACCGGAUCAAGUGAACCACGUGAGGCCCAGAAGACUGCAGACGGUAAUCAGAAGCACAUGUACUUUGUCAUCACUAAUCACGAAGGAGCGCCAACCGCUAUGUUCUCGGAGAAUGGAAAACCCUCAUGGACUGCGGAAUACUCGGCAACUGGUAGUCGUCGUCUCAGUUUUCCAAAUCGGAACAAGUUUUUCAGUGCUUCCAUCCUCGAGGACGCCAACAUUCCAAUCGGUCAUGCUGGAUGUUUGGUGGAUGUACAUACUGGGUUCUUGUUCUGUUCCCCUACCUACCGGGCUUACGAUCCCUCGGGAGCCACAUUCGUCAGUCCCGAUUGGCGUCGUCUGGUUUCUGAUCGUCUUCCUGAGGUGUACCGGGACCCAAGUGUCUUAGACACGCAUCGAUGGGGUAACCUUGAACAACAGGAUCAUGACAUUGGACCUGCCGGUCUAUUGGCUCGUGUUUCUGAGGCCAUACAAUAUCCGUCUUGGUGGCUCAACUAUGUGGGCUUUCGUCUGGAUGGAGUACUGCCUCAACUGGACUCGGGGACCGGUCGACUGAAUAGGCCGAGCCGAGGAGGAACUAGAGCAACAGUGGCAACCAGACAACAAUGGCAACUUCCCGUCCUUCCUGUGCAAUUCAGCCUAACUGGGACUUCGAUCUCCGGUGGAGAAGGUACUUGUCCUGCCGUUCGUCUACUGAACAACAAAUUGGAAAGGCUCAGUGUGAUACAACCAAGUCAUUUAACCACUGGUGGUGUUCAAGGUACCGGAUUACCGGACUUUUUCCUUAGACCAUUGCAUUCCGGUGAUACGGGACGCGUACAGUUGUUGCCAGCUCAGACCAUGUUUGACUCUGGGGUAAUUUUGGAGUUGACUGACGAUCAACUCGUACAAGUUCGUGCCUCUGGUCGUGCGGACCUGAUCGAUCCAAGUGGCUAUAAAAAUCCGUUCGAAUCGGGAAAGCUGGCCGAUCUUCUUCUAAGUGGAACUCGACUCAUGGACUGGUGGACCGUGACAGAUACGCCUAACAGUCGUCUGUUUGUUCAAUCAUUCUCACGUCUUGGAUUUGGUGCAUCUAGUCUGGUCGACGAUUUGACCCUAUUGGGACUCCGCCUUCCAGUCUAUCACCGUCCGACGGGACAUAAUUUGACUCUUGUUCCCACUGGUGGACACAACGAGGUGUGGCUUACUCGCGGUGCUCUCCAGUGGCGCAUUCGAUUUGCAUCCAGCUGGACAGAAGCGUGGGAUCAAGUGGCUUGGGAUGCUCAGAAACGCGGUGAACAGUUGGCCUGGUAUCGUGAAGCUUUAAUGGCUCAACAACUUGACUUGAUCGAUCCGGCCCGUUAUCCCGAGUCGGCAAUGGAUCGAAUGGCUGAGAGUAGUUCGGCUACGCAUUUUCUCGGCUUGAAUUAUCUGUGGACAUUCAAACAAGCUUAUCAGUUAGCUCGUCAAGGUCAGUUAGCAGGCUACCGAUGGGUGCCCGUAGUUGGACAAUCUGCAACAACACGUGAACUGUUGACGAAUGGGACCGCUUGGACGCGACUGUAUGAGAAUCCAGACACCUACCAGUUAUUCAAACGCCUCCCCGAAUCCGUUCCUAUGGCUCGCGUAUCUUACGCCCAAUUGCAAAAGAGGCCGAACGAAGCAUCGUCUGCUCUCCCCCAUCAUUGUCAGCCUCCUGUGGCACGAGACGUGUGUGAUGGUGCAUAA
Messenger RNA from Echinostoma caproni, 3558 nucleotides. NCBI's taxonomy places the organism in Eukaryota, Metazoa, Platyhelminthes, Trematoda, Plagiorchiida, Echinostomatidae. The record is from the annotation of a GenBank genome assembly.